Messenger RNA from Durotheca rogersii, 2488 nucleotides. RefSeq lists its product as uncharacterized. The record is from RefSeq and is a predicted model, not a curated record. Gene Ontology annotation, biological process: regulation of peptide transport. The coding region runs from base 508 to 1845 and encodes 445 amino acids. Lineage: Eukaryota; Fungi; Ascomycota; Sordariomycetes; Xylariales; Xylariaceae. Gene Ontology annotation, cellular component: membrane. The transcript is spliced from 4 exons.
UCUCAUAGGCGGCUACGGGCGAGUUGAGCAGAGCCGUAGUGGACCCGGGUACGCAUCGGGAAGUAUCUCAGGGGGUGCCUCGGCGUCCGCAGUCACCGAUACGGCGUAGUGGUUUCAUACCUCGACAUUUCGCACCUUGGUCCAACACCACAUUGUCUUCUUCUCGCACGCACUCACUCGUUUACGCAUACACACACGAACACACAUUCUUACUCUCGCUCUCGUUUACUGUUUCCAUUCUCUCUCUUCUUGCAUUGGUCCAAAUUAUUCUGUUGGGAUUGGUUAGUCGAUCGACCAUUCUUGAUGUCUCUGCCGGCGCGCGGGUUCCUGGGUUGUAACCGUCGCAGCCCAUAAUUUCUCCGUUCCGUCCCACGACGGUGGAUGCCGCUCUCCCUCCUCUCCCUCCUCCCACGCGACCGCUCUCCUCGUACCCCCCCUCCUUUCCCGUACCGGAGGGUGGUCCCCUUCUUGACGUUUUAGUCGCCCGCAUCUUGUCGCGCCGACGAGAUGAUACCACAGGAUCCGACGCAUGCCGGCGAGAGGCGCUCGGACGACUAUGUGCCUAGACGAAGACUUUCCGAGCCGCCGCCCCCGUUCGAGAGCCUGCCCGGCACGCCCACCCUCGGGACUGCCAGCACCCCCCUUCCGAGGCCGAAGACCGGUCUGCUGAACGUCGCGCGCCGGACCCUGGGCAUCUCGCUCUUGCUGCUCACCGUGCUCCUCUGGACGACGUCUAACUUCCUCGCGAGCUACAUAUUCUCCGAUCACACGUACGACAAGCCGUUCUUCCUCGUAUACAUGAACACCUCCGUGUUUGCCCUGUCCAUGAUCCCCAUAUCCAUCAAAUAUGUCCUCCAGAACGGCGGCCUCCGGCGGGUUAAGCACCUCGCGGUGCAGGAGUGGAGGUCCAAGUACCAGGGCAUGGAGAGGCUGAAGACUGAGGACGAGGAGGACCCGGCGGCGGCGGACCGGCUCCUGAUCGACGAUGAGGAUAGCCUCGAUGCGGCCGACCUGCCGAAGCCGGCGGACAAGCUCACCCUCCUCCAGACGGCCCGGUUCAGCCUCGAGUUCUGCAUGAUCUGGUUCCUGGGCAACUAUUUCGCGUCGGCCUGCCUCGAGUACACGAGCGUGGGGAGCGUCACGAUCCUGACGUCGACCAGCAGCGUCUGGACGCUGAUAUUCUGCGCCAUCAUGCGCAUCGAGCGCUUCUCGGUGCGCAAGCUGCUCGGCGUGCUGGCGUCGCUCGCCGGCAUCGUGCUCAUCUCGACGGUCGACCUCUCGGGCGCCGACAACGAGGACAACCGCGGCAACUUCCCCUACAAGAGCCAGCAGCAGAUCGCCAUCGGCGACGCCAUGGCCCUCUUCAGCGCCGUCGUCUACGGCCUCUACGUCGUCGUCAUGAAGGUCCGCAUCGGCAACGAGGACCGCGUCAACAUGCCCCUCUUCUUCGGCCUCGUCGGCAUCUUCAACAUCGUCCUCCUCUGGCCUCUCUUCCCCAUCCUACAUUUCACGGGAAUCGAGCCGUUCGAGUUACCUCCAAAUAGCAAAAUCUGGUGGAUCAUUUCGCUCAACUCGAUAUCCUCCUUCGUAUCCGACAUCUCGUGGGCGUACGCGAUGCUGCUGACGACCCCGCUCGUCGUCACAGUGGGCCUGUCCCUGACGAUCCCGCUAUCGCUGAUCGGCGAGAUGAUCCAGUAUGCGCAGUACUCGAGCUUCGUCUACUGGAUCGGCGCCGCCGUCGUCCUCGUCUCCUUCAUCUUCAUCAACCACGAGAGCCACGAGGAGGAAUCCACGACAGGCGGCAAGGACGACGGCUCCGAUAGCGCGGCGAGAGAGGUGGGAUAACCGGCGGCAGCAGGGCUAUAUAGGGCAAAACCCACUUGAUCUCUCGCCAUCGGUCUACCUUGAAUUUCCGCUCGCGAUUUUGAUUAUUCAUGAUGAUCGUUGUCUAUUUAUUUUUAUCUCUAGAUGGGACUGGUAGGCCGGCGUCACGGGACCUGGGGGUAAACACGUGGGCGGGUGGAUUUGGCGGCUUCUCUCCACCUUGCCAGCGGUGCAUGGACACAGGGGCAGCAUAUCAGUCAGUUAUCAUCAUGGGUUUGCGCGAGUGCCGGUGUCGUGCCGCAUUUAUACAUGUAUAUGUGUACGGGAGAUCCCGAGAAGAGCAAAAAGAGAUGAACGGGUCAGAGAGACUUAAAACUUACGGUAUAUGUAGGCAUAUUUAUAUGUAUAUACCACCUCACCAAGAUACGAAGGCGAAUGUUCUAAGUAGAGGCAGGAAUAUGUGGAUGGAUCUCUGGAUCGACUCGCCAGCAAGGGGGCGAGAAGUACACGUCUAUUCCGAACGGCCCCGUUGCUGUGACGUGCAUGGUUCGGCAGGAAACUGACGGGUCCAACUCGGCCAUCAUAUCUUCUCGUUGCGCCGCGAUCGCCUUGGCGAGAUCUGCUGUCGCCUCCUAUUGAAGGAAAUUGAGAUAUCAUACGCUGC